This is a messenger RNA of Aedes albopictus (Asian tiger mosquito), 3067 nucleotides long. It is a transcript of the gene vib, whose product is annotated as phosphatidylinositol transfer protein alpha isoform. NCBI's taxonomy places the organism in Eukaryota, Metazoa, Arthropoda, Insecta, Diptera, Culicidae. The coding region runs from base 727 to 1545 and encodes 272 amino acids. Gene Ontology annotation, molecular function: phosphatidylinositol transfer activity; phosphatidylinositol binding; phosphatidylcholine binding. Gene Ontology annotation, biological process: phospholipid transport. The record is from RefSeq and is a predicted model, not a curated record. Gene Ontology annotation, cellular component: cytoplasm. The transcript has 8 exons.
CAGCGAGUCCGCGACGAAUCGGCGUUUUGGCAGUAGUGAGCGAAAAUCGUACUUUCAGUUCUUCGAGUCGUUCGGUUCUAUCCGGUAGUUUCCUUCUGCUGCUGGUGUGGUCGGUCGGUGUCCCGUACUCCGCAUAUAGUUUGUGUCAUCUCCUCCUUCAUCCGCAGCAAAUUCGGUUGCGCCGCGCCGUGUGUUCUUUCCGCACUUUGUUGGAGAAGUUCCGCUCAGCUUCUUCCGUCAUCCAUAUCGCGCGACGCCCAUGUGCAGCAGCAGAUUUUGGUGACCUUUCAUCGGUUUUCGCCAAACAGGAAAAAUAUAAAUCGGAGCCAAGUAGAGUGCUUGCUGACUGACUGCCUCUCGUUUCGUGGCAAUUUGUCAUCACGGCGACGGAGACGGAGACGACGACGACGCACGGGCGUUAAUUUAAUAUUGCGAUUAGAGUGCACGACGACAAAGUAUAUUAGGCUCUAACCAGGAAAAAGCGGAAUUCGGCCGAAAGGGUGCGUGCGUGUGAAACCUUGUGUAAUCCCAUCCUGAUAGUGUCGGUGGUCUAGUGUGCUUCCGAAGUAGAAAAAAAAUUCGGAGUCCGGCGGGGAAGGCCAAGUGAAAAGAAAUCCGAAAUUUUGGUGUGUGACUCAUUCCCAUUGCUUGAGCGGUGUUCCAGUUCCAGGUCCGGUUUUCGGCAGAAGCAAAUCCAGUCAUCCUUCAAGUGACCAGUCAGCGACAAUGUUGAUUAAAGAGUUUCGAGUGACGUUGCCCCUGACGGUAGAAGAGUAUCAAGUUGCACAGCUCUACUCGGUGGCGGAGGUGUCCAAAAAUGAAACCGGAGGCGGAGAGGGUAUAGAAGUGCUCAAAAAUGAACCCUUCACCAACUACCCACUGCUGGGAGGCAAAUACUCAUCCGGCCAGUACACCUACAAAAUCUAUCACCUGGCCUCGAAAGUUCCGGCCUUCAUCCGGCUGCUAGCGCCCAAGGGAUCGCUAGAAGUGCACGAGGAAGCCUGGAAUGCAUACCCCUACUGUCGGACAGUCAUAACCAAUCCCGGCUAUAUGAAGGAAAAUUUCAUCAUCUGUAUCGAAUCAUUGCACGUCGCCGACGGCGGCGAUCAGAACAAUGCUCACGAGCUGCCACCGGAGAAGCUGAAACAGCGCGACGUGGUACAUAUUGACAUUGCCAACGAUCCAGUGACUGCCGCUGACUACAAAGAAAGCGAAGACCCUACCAAAUUCAAAUCGGUGAAAACCGGCCGAGGACCGCUGGUCGGUCCGGACUGGAAGAAGAAGGUCCAACCGGUGAUGACCUGCUACAAGCUAGUCACCUGCGAGUUCAAGUGGUUCGGACUGCAGUCGAGAAUAGAGAACUUCAUCCAGAAAUCCGAGCGAAGACUGUUCACGAUUUUCCACCGACAAGUAUUUUGCUGGAUGGACAGCUGGCACGGGCUCACCAUGGAGGACAUCCGUGAACUGGAGGACAAGACCAAAGAGGAACUGGACAAACAGCGUCACGUUGGCGAAGUGCGUGGAAUGCGUGCCGAAACGGACUAAGCCUAGCCGCGUCUUUUGGCAUGUUUUUGAACGGGAGGAGAGUCGUUUGAAAUGUGGUCCUGGUUACUUGGCAUAAAUUGGGGAGGAGGGGAUGGGAAAGGAAAUAUACAAUUGGAUACCGGAUAUUAUAACCGACAGUUUAACACAGUUGUCUUGGAAAAUACAAAAAAUAAUGAACAUCUACCAUGUGGCUGACUCGUAAGCGGUAAACAACAGUAAUUAUACAAUGAAUGAAACAAACACAACUAUAGCAACAGAGGUACACACAUACUGGUAUAGUCACACCUUCAGCAGGUGCACCACACAUACACACAGGAUAGACAGAGAAGCAGGAAUCCACUUUAGAAACUCGGAAACACAAACACACACAAUAACAACAGAGAAUAAAACACACACGAAAAAAGCAACUAAUUAGGCAUCAAUUUAGAAAGCGUGGAUGAAGUUUAGAAGAACAGAUGCAACAGAAGUUAUAUUUAAGAUAGUCGCAAAAAAGCACGUAGCGAGUAGCGGGAUGGAUGCAAAAAAAACGUUAAAACAAACAAAACAUAUUUAAAAAGUCCUUCUGGUGAUGAAGCAAAACAACAAAAGCAAACUGAAAACACCUAUAAGUAUAGGAUAUUACCCGUCUUUAGCAAUGAAGGAUCCAGUAUAUUCCUAGUUUAUGCGAGAGAAAGCACUGUUUUUGCGUUGCGAGUUGAGAAUGAAGAACUCAGUCCAUGCUGGAUUUAGUCAAAUUUGUUUUUAAAAUACAACUAAUUUAAUACAAUCGCGCCCAUGAUGAUAACGUUCCCUCGUGUUUUUAUCCUAACAUAUUUUUCUAGUUUACAUACACAACACACACACACAUACAUGCAGACACACCCGCACCUACGCCCAUAAGUUUUGAUUAGUUAGAGUUUUGUUUUUUUAUUAUUUUACCGCGGAAAACCUUAUAUUUAACGACCAGAGACAGGCAUACGGACUGUCCGGCAGCACGGCGUGCGUGAGUAAUCGGGAGAAACUAAAUAACGUAAGUGCAGAGCGAUGGUAUACAAGCAAGUGCGUAUGUGUAUGCGUGCGAUGAGCUCUAUUGUACAGUCGUGUCCAAUCGUGUGAUGAUAAUGGCCGUUCGUUCCAUCCGGAUCCCCGGAUGCGCGUGCGCGUGCGUUUUAGGAUUCAGUUCUCUUUAUAAAAACUAAAUAGUAGGGCAAAGUUAACUAGGCAUUACACAGCAAAUUCUUUCCAUUAACAGUUUACUUACGGUUAAAUCAGCCAAAGGAGACAAGGUAGAGCAGAACGCGGCCGAAACGACGUCUCCCGCAUUAGCUCUUAUAGGCAAACAAUAGCAAGGGCAAGGGUUGAGGAAGCGGGGCGACGCUCGUUUCGUGCGUGUGUGAGUUACUGUCUGUUUCCGUUUUGUAUGAUAUGUUCUUUCCCGGACAGGAGAUUGGAAGGCAAAAGCAUGCUGUUCUAUAAAUUAGAUUUGGUUCCAAUGAACUUGGUAAAUGUUAUUGAAUUAAAAUUGGAAUUCGAGGAAAAACAA